CGUAAGUCUACGAGGCGGGCUCAUUCAAAAUUCGUCAUAGGAAUUUAGCUAGCUAACAUAUUUGACGGUUUUUCACUGUGACUAGCUCUUGUUAGGUUAGCUACAGAUUCUGCAAAUGCUUAUAUGUUUGGAAGAUGUGGAGUAAUGUUUUAAAUGAACGUAAUAUAUCGUGUUACUUGCCAGCAAGUACGAUUAGUUUUGUUUGUGUUAGCUAUCUAGCUAGCUGGUUUGCUUAGCAGUUUUUUGUUAACCUAGUUUAUGAACAGUGACACCUAGGUUAGUUCACACGAAUUCAGUCAUAAUCCUUCUAUGAAGACUAUUUUAAGUAACUUUACAACGUAAUUACAUUAUUUAUACCAAACUCCAACACGUUAGAUAGCUAUCUUAAUCAUCAGGUUUAAAAGUUUCUAGCUAUCAUGAAUACCUGGGACCUUAAUCCUUACACGGUGACGCCAGCAACAAAGGUUUUGUCGAGAUGUGUUACCACGGGUACAAUGUCCCAGAAAGAUCUUGACACUGUUCCCAGGCAGGAGGUGUUUUCCUCUCGUCUUCUUGAAGUUGAGCAGCUGAGUAGAAUCAAGCGUGAUCUUGACCAGGUGAAUUUGGAUAUGGAGUUCUUAAGACUUGAGAAGAGCUUUGCAGAUGUUGCUCACAAUUAUUACCUCACUCCACGGUUUGUCUCCUUACAACAGUUCACCUCUCAUCUUCAGGAGGUGCUAAGAGAACAGCCAAGUUUACGACAAAGGCUUAUGAAACCUCUUUGUCAGCAGAACAUGCCUAUACCAGCUGAUCUUCAUAGAUAUGUGGUUGAACUCAUAGGAAUGAUUGUGGAGUUCAUUGAAAAUUUGGAAAUGAAAAUUAAGAUGAUAUGUUUGAUUCCAGCCACUGAUGAAUUUUUAAAUAAUCUGAACAAUGCCAUCAAUCAGCUACUGGCUCUAAUCACUGAGGUGGAGAGUCUGUCCAGGCAAGUCCUUCAGCGACGGGGCCAGGCAAAGGACAAUGUCAAAGACAUGUCUAGUUAAGAGAACGUGAACUUCAGAGUAAAUAAACACAACCACUGAACAUUCGUUUUGUAACCAUUACUUUAUUCACCACGUUUUACACUUUUGAAGUGAAUUUGUAGCAUCUGAUUUCUGUUGAGCAUCGGGGUGGCAGCUUUGAUACUUAAGAAAUCUAAAGAGAUGAAUUGGGAGGAAUAAAAAAAAAAAAAAAAAAA
Molecule: messenger RNA, 1216 nt
Organism: Electrophorus electricus (electric eel)
Lineage: Eukaryota; Metazoa; Chordata; Actinopteri; Gymnotiformes; Gymnotidae
Gene: haus2
Product: HAUS augmin like complex subunit 2
Biological process (GO): microtubule nucleation; centrosome cycle; spindle assembly
Cellular component (GO): HAUS complex; centrosome; mitotic spindle microtubule
Source: RefSeq, a predicted model, not a curated record